Molecule: messenger RNA, 2960 nt
Organism: Priapulus caudatus
Lineage: Eukaryota; Metazoa; Priapulida; Priapulimorpha; Priapulimorphida; Priapulidae
Exons: 2
Coding region: 683-1945 (420 amino acids)
Source: RefSeq, a predicted model, not a curated record
AUAUGGUGUGAUGCGAUGUAUGCGUGCUAUACGGUAGUUUGGGUCUCGUAUGCGAGAGAACUUUGCGCAUAAAAAUAUAAUUUGAAUCUUCUGCAUAUAAAGUGAAUGCGUGUCGUUUCUGUUCUAGUUUCUGUUUGUGUUCGUGAAACGGUUAGCAUUCGUCAUUGGUCCAGUGCAUUGUAGCGCGCACAGUGGAAUAAAUCGAUAUCAUAACACACGCAGCUCUGCAUACGUACGUAUCAGUGUUCGAAAUAUAGUAUAGUUCGAAAAAUAACCCUGCGACCCUGACCUUGGAUGGAAAUGGCUCAGAAUCAAUAGGGUUCUCUCGCCCCAUAAGAUGCAGCUGUGGACCAAGUUUGAAAUUUCUACCUCUUACGGUUGCAAAGAUAUCGAGGGGACAGACACACAGACAUACACACCGCCACAUACACGAAACCGAAAUGGCCACGAAAACAAUUUCCUCCACGGCACUGCGUGCGGAGGAUAACUACUUGUACUUCGUCGAGUAGACGUGUUUGUCUGGUAUGUGACGUGUUAGCCUGUAUUGUGUUAUCUUAAAACACAACUUGGACUGACAAGACUUGUGCUCUACUUGUCAUAUCAAUUCACACAUCACAGAGACACGACCAAUAAAGUUGAGUGUAGAACGAGGAGCCAGUGCUAGCAGCAAUACUGUUCUGUCAUGGCAACGACGACCUACCUUCCCGUAGCGAUGGCAGCACCGGAUGCUAUCGGUAAUUCGUCGGUCUACUACCGAUGUACGGCCUGCUGGGAGUGCUUCUUCACAGUGAACGACUUCAGUUUUCACGCGCAGACCGCUCACUGCAAGAUGCUCAUCUGCGAAGGCCACAACUCGUGCGUCAACGAACAACAGCUGAACGUGCCCGCACAUCCCGCCAAGCAUUCUCCGCCAGUGCAGGUGAAGCAGGAGCCCGCUGCGGAUGGGUACGCAGAAGUGGAUUGGCGCGUGCCGCUCCCUGGAAGCGAUGAUGCCUCGCCGGAGGCGCGUGGCUGCGAGACUAGCGACAAUGAUGAACGGCUCGUCAUGAACUGGCUGCGGAGCCUAGCCAACCAACCGCGGCUCGGCGCGGUGACAUCGCCGCACGUUGACAACGGCGCGGGCUCCGGCCGGGAUGGCUCCCCUCCCGGAGAGGAAGCGUGCUCGACUCGUACGCGAAGACGGCGACAGCGAAAGCACGCUCCCUCGCUGAAGAUGCUGGUUGACGGGAGCGGCGAGUCGUCGCGGCAACCGCGGAAGCGCGCUGACACGGCAGUGCGGACGCGCGCGCGAGUCGCGAACGCGGCAGCCCUGGCAGUUGCCACGACGCCCGUGAAAACGGAUUGGAAGUGCGAUGACGUCGGCCAGCCGAUAAAGCGGGACUGUGAGCGAGUAACUAACGCUGCUGCGCCGGCGACGACGGCGGGCUCGCUCCGAGCGGAAUCGUCCGGCCUUGACGUGCGACGUCCGUCCGACGCAGGCAGCUUGGCGGCCGAUGACGAGGACCGUACUCGAGCGAGCGAAAGCGACGGCUGCGCGCCGGCUAGUCAUCGGGAGACGAAGCGGAGGAAGGUAGAGUGCAGGCAGUGCAACGCCGUGUUUAGCAGCGAGCGUCUGCUGAAACUGCACCGGGCGGCGGCCCACAGUCGCGCGUCGCGCCGGACGCACUGCGGCGCGACGGCAGAGCUGCAUAUCUUGUGUGUCCCGUGUGCUAAGAGUUAUUCGACCAAGUCGCAGCUGUGGCACCACAGACACUCGAAGGCGCACUCUUUGCACGUGUGCGACACGUGUGAGACAUACUACCGGAUACCCAGGAGAUUGACAGCUCACAAAUCGACCAAGAAGCACUUGGCUCGAUUUGCCGAGCAGCAGGCAGAGAAGACGGGCGGAACAAGAGGGAAGAAGUUAUACGGUCAGGCUGACUGUAAAGAUGAGGUGGAUCUGUGACAUCCGUUUGCAGAGAUUUGUGACCUGUAACACGCUGACUUCCCAUCGAUUAUUACACGGCAAAAAAGCUUUUAAUAGAGGGCGCUGAACAAUACUUGAUGUCUGUCCGAGGAUGGUUCCAGUGACUUUGUAUCGUAGCUGGCAGUGUUGAUCACCUGCCUAUGUGUAUUUGUCUGAUUCUCAUAAUCCUCAUUUGUUUCUUCUAUCCAGAAGAGGUUUAUCAUCCAUAAUCUACAUUAUUGCACAAACAUUAAGGCAAUAUCCACAAACCAUCCGGACACUCUAACCUAGUAUGCCAUCUGGGAUGAAGAGUACUAGCUAACUAUUCUGACACUGAUAUCUCUCUUGACGAUUUGUUCAUUCAUAUGAGUUGUGAAGGACUGCACAUGUUCAGGAUCAAGAGUGUGCCCCUUCUGCUGUAAAUGGCUCUCAAUCGUUAUAGAUGGUUGUUGUGAUCAUUUGGUUAUCGAAUUUCAAGCAAAGAUUUCCAUGUUAACAUUAGAUGUAUUAUUAUUAUUAUUACUGCUAUUUGUUUAAUUAGCUGGCAUAUACCGAUCAAAGAAUUGUGAUUGCACUGAGUAUAGGCAAGUCCAUUUCAUAGCAUUGAUUUGCUGACAUUGUAGCUUUAAUGAUGCACCGCUCAUGUACGUGUUCAUGCAUGGUAGUUAAGUAACUUCAAUCUGCGCACAUACUAACUGUCAUUCUAGUGGUCCUGUUUUACUGCAGUUAAAUAGUAUUUCAAUAAAAAAAUUAAAGUUUAAUUUUAAAAUAGGGGCUAAAACACUGCUAGCAUGCCCAAAAUACAUAAUAUAUUAGCACCAUAUGAAUGCACGUUAUGGUAACAUGGAUUUUUAUGCUCAAGUAAAUUUAUAAGCACUAACUCCCCCUUAUUUAUUUAUGUGUUAAUGUUAAUUUUAUAUUAGGAUAUAUGUGCCAGCUUGUUCCUGUAAUAUGCGCAUGACUAACAUAGAUGUAAUUGUUCAAUGAUAUUUAAAAAUAAAACAUGUGAACCUUG